AUGGAGGAGCCCGAGGAAGGCGAGCUCUGGGGCCAGCUCCUCCGCCUGGGUGCAGAGGAGGGCGAGCCGCACAUCCUGUUGUGGAAACGGGAGUGGACCAUCGGGCGGAGAAGAGGUUGUGACCUUUCAUUCCCUGGCAACAAGUUGGUCUCUGGAGAUCACUGUAAGAUCACAGUGGAUGAAAAGUCUGGUCAGGUGUUGCUGCAAGAUACCAGUACCAACGGGACGGUGAUUAACAAGCUGAAGAUCGUCAAGAAGCAGACGUGUCCUUUGCAGACGGGCGACGUCAUCUACGUGGUGUAUAGGAAGAAUGAGCCAGAGCACAAUGUGGCAUACCUCUACGAAUCUUUAAAGGAGAAGCCAGGCAUCACUCGGGACUCCUCUGAAGCAAAUAAGGAAAAUGUGUUUCUUGUGACCAAAGAUACCUCAGGAGCAGGGAGUGGUGGUGUUGCCUGGGCCCCGCCCCCGCCAUCCACCACCCCAGCGUGCUUUGAGGAACCACAGCCAUCGACAUCCACAUCAGACCUCUUCCACACGGCCUCUACCUCGUCCACGGAGCCUCCGUCUGCCUCUGUGGGGCAGGAGCUCCCCUCUGAGCCUGGGCCUGGAGCAGCAGGCCUCCCUGCACAGAGAGGUGGCGCUGCCGUGGCAGACGAGGAAGCCACCAGCUUUGUGUCUACACUCCCCGGCAAAGAGGGCUCGGCCACAUCUUUGUUGGAGCUGCAGGAUCAGGAGGACUGGGAACCCUUGAGAAAGAAGAUGAAAGGAGACGGGGAACAACCUGGUCCGAGUCCUCAGCUGCGUAUGCCAGACCUCUGUCAGGACGUCCCAGCCGGCCGAGAAGACGGCCGUGCUGCAGCUGUGAAACCGGACAAGAUGGAGGAGACACUCACCUGCAUCAUCUGUCAGGAGCUGCUGCACGACUGUGUGAGCCUGCAGCCCUGCAUGCACACCUUCUGCGCGGCCUGCUACUCAGGCUGGAUGGAGCGCUCGUCGCUGUGCCCCACGUGCCGCUGCCUGGUGGAGCGCAUCUGCAAGAACCACAUCCUCAACAACCUGGUGGAGGCCUACCUCACCCAGCACCCAGACAAGGGCCGCUCCGAGGAGGACGUGCGGAGCAUGGAUGCCAGGAACAAGAUCACUCAGGACAUGCUGCAGCCCAAGGUCAGGAGGUCGUUCUCCGACGAAGAGGGCAGCUCAGAGGACCUCUUGGAGCUGUCCGAUGUGGACAGUGAGUCCUCGGACAUCAGUCAGCCGUACAUUGUGUGCAGACAGUGCCCAGAGUCUAGGAGACAGACACAACAGCUGCCCUGCUUGGGGCCAGAGAGCGAACAGGGGACCCCACAGGCCCUUGGGGAUGCCCCGUCCACUUCAGCCAGCCUCCCGGCAGCGACCCAGGACUAUGUGUGCCCGGCGCAGGGGAGCCAUGCCGUCUGCACCUGCUGCUUCCAGCCCAUGCCCGACCGCAGAGCGGAGCGCGAGCAGGACCCCCGAGUGGCCCCCCAGCAGUGUGCGUCCUGCCUGCAGCCCUUCUGCCAUCUGUACUGGGGCUGUGCCCGUGUCGGCUGCUUCGGCUGCCUGGCCCCACUCUGUGAGCUCAACCUUGGGGAAAAGUGUCUGGAUGGUGUGCUGAACAACAACAACUACGAGUCGGACAUCCUCAAGAAUUACCUGGCAGCUCGGGGCCUGACGUGGAAGAGCCUGCUGACUGACAGCCUGGUGGCCCUGCAGAGGGGGGUGUUCCUGUUGUCCGACUACAGGAUCACGGGAAACACGGUGCUGUGCUACUGCUGUGGCCUGCGCACCUUCCGGGAGCUGGCCUACCAGUAUCGGCAGAACAUUCCCGCCUCCGAGCUGCCAGUGGCUGUAACAUCCCGUCCUGAUUGUUAUUGGGGUCGCAACUGCCGAACUCAGGUGAAAGCACACCAUGCCAUGAAAUUCAAUCAUAUCUGUGAACAGACACGGUUCAAGAACUAA
Molecule: messenger RNA, 1977 nt
Organism: Elephantulus edwardii (Cape elephant shrew)
Lineage: Eukaryota; Metazoa; Chordata; Mammalia; Macroscelidea; Macroscelididae
Gene: CHFR
Product: checkpoint with forkhead and ring finger domains, E3 ubiquitin protein ligase
Biological process (GO): protein ubiquitination; ubiquitin-dependent protein catabolic process; mitotic cell cycle checkpoint signaling
Cellular component (GO): nucleus
Molecular function (GO): protein binding; ubiquitin-protein transferase activity
Source: RefSeq, a predicted model, not a curated record